AUGUCCGCGGAAAAAGUGGCCGUGCUCCGCGCCUUGAAUGCAACCAUCAUCCGAACCCCCAACGAGGCCGCCUACGAUUCCCCCGAGUCCCAUAUCGGUGUCGCGAAACGCCUCCAGAAGGAACUGCCGAAUGCCCACAUUUUGGACCAGUACGGCAACGAGAACAACCCAUUGGCCCACGAGUAUGGCACUGCCGAAGAGAUCUGGGAACAGACCAAAGGUCGGAUCAACGCGAUUGUCGCCGGCGCAGGCACGGGUGGCACGAUCACCGGUCUUGCCCGAGGCCUGAAGAAGCAUAACCCGGCUGUGAAUGUAAUUGCGGCCGACCCCUUGGGAUCGAUUCUGGCCCUGCCCGCUUCUCUGAACGACUCGCAUGCCAAUGAACCCUACAAAGUGGAAGGCAUUGGGUAUGACUUCAUCCCCGAGGUGUUGGAUCAAAAGGCCGUCGAUCAGUGGUACAAGACUGGAGACAAAGAGUCCUUCCAGUACUCACGGCGACUGAUCGCCGAGGAGGGGUUGCUGGUUGGUGGCAGCAGUGGUAGUGCCAUUGCCGCGUUGGUCAAGGCCAACGAGGAGCACAAGUUCUCCCAAGACGACGUGGUCGUGGUGAUUCUUCCCGACAGUAUCCGCAGUUACCUCACCAAGUUUGCCGACGAUGACUGGCUGGCUGCCAACGAUCUUCUCCCUACGGUCCCCAGUGAAGCCGCCACGGCCAUGCAUAAGGAGCAGCCACAGCCCCCGAAGGACCCGCUGGCCGGGGCCAAGGUCAGCGCCCUGCGGUUGAAACCGGUCACCACCGUGACGACGAACUUUGCAUGCGGGGCCGCAAUCGAGAUCAUGCGCGACAAGGGCUUCGACCAGCUUCCCGUCCUGGCACCCUCGGGACGCAAACUCGUGGGUCUGAUCACGCUGGGCAACGUCCUCAGCCGACUAACUCAUGGACGGGCGACGGGAGAGAGUCCCGUGUCAGAGGUCAUGUUUGACUUCUCCAAGAUUCCCGAGAUCGUGACGGACCCCCGCGAUCUAGGAGUGAAGCAAAAUGGCCACGCCAACGGGACGACGGACACGUUGCGGCCACAGAUCAAGGGCCGUCGUUUUGUGGAAAUCACCAUGGACACCCCGCUCAGCGUGCUCAACCGCUUCUUUGAAUGGAACAGUGCCGCGGUGGUGACCGAGCGAGACGACAGUGGCGCAAUGAAGCCGAUGGCGGUGGUGACCAAGGUCGACCUGCUCACUUGGAUGCUGCAUCACGGCAAAUCUCAGUAA
This is a messenger RNA of Penicillium lagena, 1266 nucleotides long. RefSeq names its product cystathionine beta-synthase CYS4. Lineage: Eukaryota; Fungi; Ascomycota; Eurotiomycetes; Eurotiales; Aspergillaceae. Gene Ontology annotation, molecular function: cysteine synthase activity; cystathionine beta-synthase activity. Gene Ontology annotation, cellular component: cytoplasm. The coding region runs from base 1 to 1266 and encodes 421 amino acids. The transcript is spliced from 2 exons. The record is from RefSeq and is a predicted model, not a curated record.